CUUCUCACUGCCGCCUGACCUUCGCCAAAAAUCAACUCCUUCGCUCUUCCUCCAAAUCGAUUAGAACUCCAAACUUGGAAUCCAAGACCUUUGUUGGAUCCAAGCCCAAUCCGACACAUGGAUAAUCGAUGCCCUAAUGAGACCAUCAAUCCUCGCUCUCCUCAACAUCCCCACCGGACGUUGCUUCUUCAAAUACGAUGCAUCACUGGCGAUCCCGGACCGAAUCCCGAUGAGUUCUUCGACGAGUUCUGCAACGAGGAUGAAGAGGAAUCAAACGGGCCACUGUCAGCACCGAGUUCUGCCCAUAUUUCCCCUUUUCCUUCUCCUUUGCCUUUGACACGAUUUCUUCCAGCAGCUCCUCCCCCCUCCGACCAACGUCUCCAUCCAGCGUCGCCUUAUUUGAGCUUCGACUUUUUCCAGCUGUACGAAACGAGAGAUAUCAAAGCAAAACAUGGUACAUAUGAAACUUACAACAUUCUACUGGAAUGGAAUCUUGAAUUCUUAUUCUGUGAGAAUAGAAUCUUGAAGAUGAACAUUGUAUGAGAUGAAGAUGAACAAUGACCACCAAUCUCCCAAAAAGAAUGGAUUAUUCUACCAGAAUAAUAUACAAUAUAAUGAAAAAAAUAUAUGUAAUAGUAUAUUCUAGUAGAAUGAUUCAUAUAUUGUGUUUUUUGUGUUAUUAAUAAGUGUAACAUUCGCAUAGAAUAGUAUAUAUAUAUUUUUUCUUUUCUAAGAAUGUAAUGAAUUUUUUUUCAACUUGUAUCCAA
Molecule: messenger RNA, 767 nt
Organism: Lactuca sativa (garden lettuce)
Lineage: Eukaryota; Viridiplantae; Streptophyta; Magnoliopsida; Asterales; Asteraceae
Source: RefSeq, a predicted model, not a curated record